CGUUUGGACGUUUGUUUGCGGUUUGUUCUCUAACAUGACAACGAUCAUCCCAAGGCCUAAACAUUUUUAACAAGUUAUGGUUUUGAACUGUGACAUCUGAAGCACCAUGCGGUUCACGUUCGUUUCUAGCCUAAUGAGUCUUUUCCUUUAUAAUUGAGGAUUUUGUGUCAGACCUGUGGGGCCAUUGUCCUUGUAUGUUUCUGUCCAAAUGUUUAAAUGCCGACUCAUAAGCACCGAUGCAGCUUCUUUUGUUUUUUUUGUCGAUCAAUGAUGCAGCAUGUGGUUGUUGUACCUAUAUGGAUUAUACGUGGAUUUGUUGCUUUCCGAGUCCCGAGCUUAUGUAAGAUAAGGUUUCCACAGCAAAGAUAAAAGCAAGAGAACAAGAAGCCCCCUUUGGCUAUUGUAGCAGUUGCUAGGUGCUAAGGUGUUUGAUAGGGAAAUUUUCAGGUUGAAGUGAGAAAGAAGACGGGAAACCACGAGAAGAGGGAAGCAAUGGAUCUUAGCUCAAGUUGCAAGAACAAAAUGGUUGCAAAUCAGUCCAUGCUGCUAUGCUGCAAGAUCUUUUUCUCUGAAUCACGUAGCCGUCCAGCCCUUGACGCCAUAGAAAGAGCUGCAAAGCUAGACCCAGAAACUGUCAUCGUGAACAAAUUUGAGGAUCGAGCAUACAACAGGACACGCUACACUCUUGUUUCAUAUGUUGUUCAUGACAGCACGGGCAAUGCUAUUUAUAGCCCCUUGCAACAAACUGUCCUGGCCAUGGUUGAGGCUGGUUAUGGAGCCAUAAACCUUGAGUUGCAUUCUGGUGCACACCCUCGGCUCGGCGUGGUUGAUGACAUUGUUUUGCAUCCCUUGCCUCGGUCAUCGUUGGAUGAAGCAGCUUGGCUUGCUAAGGCUGUCGCAGCAGACAUUGGCAACAGAUUUCAAGUGCCAGUGUUUCUGUAUGGUGCAGCACACCCAACAGGCAAGGCCCUGGACACCAUUAGGCGGGAGCUUGGUUACUACAGACCCAAUUUCAUGGGCAACCAAUGGACCGGCUGGUCCAUGCCUGAAAUUCUCUCUGAAAAGCCCGAUGAAGGCCCAACCAGGGUAUCUCGAGCUAGAGGCGUCACCAUGAUCGGGGCAUGCCCAUGGGUUGGACUGUACAACGUACCCAUCAAUUCAACAGAUGUCUCUGUCGUUCGCCGUAUUGCAAGAAUGGUGAGUGCUCGAGGCGGUGGUCUACCAACGGUCCAAUCUUUGGCUCUGGUACAUGGUGAGGGCUCAACUGAGAUAGCUUGCAUUCUUCUGGAGCCAAACCGGGUUGGAGCGGACAAGGUCCAGUCCCGGGUAGAGAUGCUUGCUGCCCAAGAAGGGUUGAAUGUGGAAAAGGGCUAUUUCACUGAUUCUUCACCUGAAAUGAUUCUUGAUGACUAUCUAAACUUAAUAUCAGCUAACAGAGCUUAAUUAUAAAAUGGUUAUGAUGCAAUUGCUACAUUUGACCCUCCAAAUAAAUGUUGUAAGGAUGUAAGACUUUGAUCAUUAGUUGCAUAACUCUUAACCAGGUGCAAUUUGUAAUUAAGCCAUUCUCUGCUGAGAUUUUGCACUGUUUUUAGACCACGAUCCCAAAAGCUGCGGUUGAAGAUAUUCUGUUCAUUGGCAUCAUAACGGUAUAUUUACACCAAUUACAUUUGUGAAAUAUGUUGCAAAGUG
Messenger RNA from Durio zibethinus, 1689 nucleotides. Its product is annotated as formiminotransferase cyclodeaminase-like protein. The record is from RefSeq and is a predicted model, not a curated record. Lineage: Eukaryota; Viridiplantae; Streptophyta; Magnoliopsida; Malvales; Malvaceae. Gene Ontology annotation, molecular function: transferase activity; folic acid binding.